This is a messenger RNA of Prionailurus viverrinus (fishing cat), 6393 nucleotides long. RefSeq names its product DLA class I histocompatibility antigen, A9/A9 alpha chain-like. Gene Ontology annotation, molecular function: peptide antigen binding; signaling receptor binding. The transcript is spliced from 8 exons. The record is from RefSeq and is a predicted model, not a curated record. Bases 89 to 1255 code for a protein of 388 amino acids. Gene Ontology annotation, biological process: positive regulation of T cell mediated cytotoxicity; antigen processing and presentation of endogenous peptide antigen via MHC class Ib; antigen processing and presentation of endogenous peptide antigen via MHC class I via ER pathway, TAP-independent. Lineage: Eukaryota; Metazoa; Chordata; Mammalia; Carnivora; Felidae. Gene Ontology annotation, cellular component: external side of plasma membrane.
GAGAAGCCAAUCAGCGGCACCGCGGUUCCGGGGUAUAAAGUUUCCGCACCGGCCUCCUGAGACUCACAUUUGUCCCCAGACCCCGAGGAUGCGGUUCGUGAUGUCCGGAACUCUGCUCCUGCUGCUGUUGGGGGCCCUGGCCGUGACCCAGACCUGGGCGGGCUCCCACUCCCUGAGGUAUUUCUACACCGCGGUGUCCCGGCCCGGCCUCGGGGAGCCCCGCUUCAUCGCCGUGGGCUACGUGGACGACACGCAGUUCGUGCGGUUCGACAGCGACGCCCCGAAUCCCAGGGAAGAGCCGCGGGCGCCGUGGGUGGAGCAGGAGGGGUCCGAGUAUUGGGACCGGAACACCCGGAUUUACUUGGACACCGCACAGAUUUCCCGAGUGGACCUGAACACGAUGCUCCGCUACUACAACCAGAGCGGUUCCGGGUCGCACAACAUCCAGUGGAUGUAUGGCUGUGACGUGGGCCCAGACCGGCGCUUCCUCCGCGGGUACAGUCAGGACUCCUACGACGGCAAGGAUUACAUCUCCCUGAACGAGGACCUGCGCUCCUGGACCGCAGCGGACACCGCGGCGCAGAUCACCCGCCGCAAGUGGGAGGAGGCCAGUGUGGCGGAGCAGGAGAGGAACUACCUGGAGGGCACGUGCGUGGAGUGGCUCGCCAAAUACCUGGACAUGGGGAAGGAGACGCUGCUGCGCGCAGAAUCUCCCAACACACGCGUGACCCGCCACCCCAUCUCUGACCGUGAGGUGACCCUGAGGUGCUGGGCCCUGGGCUUCUACCCUGCGGAGAUCACCCUGACCUGGCAGCGUGAUGGGCAGGACCACACCCAGGACACAGAGUUUGUGGAGACCAGGCCUGCGGGAGAUGGGACCUUCCAGAAGUGGGCAGCUGUGGUGGUGCCUUCUGGAGAGGAGCAGAGAUACACGUGCCAUGUGCAGCACGAGGGACUGCCCAAGCCCAUCACCCUGAGAUGGGAGCCAUCCUCUCUGCCCUCCAUCCCCAUCCUGGGCAUCAUUGCUGGUGUGGUUGUCCUUGUGGUCAUUGUGGUGGUUGGAGCUGUGAUCUGGAGGAAGAAGUUCUCAGGAGGAAAGGGACCAAGCUAUUCUCACGCUGCACGCGAUGACAGUACUCAGGGCUCUGAUUCGUCUGUAAUGGCUCCUAAAGAACCUUGUCUCACCAGGACCAUGACUACAGGGACAUGGACGUCAUCUGUCACCAGGACCUUGUGGAGCAACAGCUUCCUGUGACUGGGUCAGCCCAGGCUCCAUCCUGGGUCGUGACCUCAGCCCCAUCUUUGGGUGUUUUUCCCCCAUUGUUCCUAUGGAGCAUCAGGCCUGUUCUUGCUCUUGUGUCCAAGUUCCUGUCUCAUUCUCCCUGGGUGACCCCAGUGGCUGCAGCACCAGGAGUUCUUUGGACUCUCGUUCUCACAGGCCUUGGUGGCCCCUGCACACAGAAGUCUCUGGGGUUUGGAGAGGUGAAUUUUCAGAUUGAUCCAUCUCCUCCGUCUCGAGCUGUCUUCUGGAUUAUUCUUUAGAUUCUGGAGGUUGAGAGGAAACUGGGAGUUUCUCAUCCUUCUUCAACUUAAUUUACUUUCUACCUCCCUGUCUCUCUGCCCCCUCUCCGUGCCCUUAGUGAUGCUGGUUCUUGCUCCCAUCCAAGUUCAUGGAUGUAUAAAGAAGGGUCUAAUGUAGAUUUCUAUUUGAUUGGAGAAAGGGCCCCAUGGAGCCUACAUACAGUGAUUCUGAAGAUAGGACUGUAACUGUAUGCUGUGCUGUGCAGGGGAAAUGCUGUGGGAGGGGGGGAGCUGAGCAGAGAGAGGAAGGGGGGAGCAGCCCUGAGGGAAAGUAGAAGCGGCACUGAUGGUGAGGUGGAGGUACUUUAUGCGGGAGCUGCCAGGGACCGACUGUGCCUGAGGCUCAUCCAGAAGACAUAGGUCCUCUCCGCUGACCAAUCGUUCCACUGAUAAUCUCGUGUGCCACGUGCAGGACCUGCUAUUUUUUUCAUCUAGGACACCUCAGUAAUUAAGAAGAGGCAAACAUGCUGGUCUUGUGGAGAAUAUGUCCUAGGGACAGACUCCACUUGACCCUGGAACAAUGUGGGGACUGAGGGCAAUCACCCCAUUGAGCAGUCAGAAAUCCAAGUAUAACUAUUGACUCCACUAAUAAUGGACGGUUCAUAAGAAGCCUUACUGAAAAGAGGAAUAGUCAUUUAACACAUAUUUUGUACGUUACAUGUAUAUGUAACAUGUAUUCUUACAAUAAAAUAGGCUGGAGAAAAUAGUAAGAACACAUAAGAGAAAGUGCAUUGACAGCACUUUUGUAAAAAAGUCCACAUAUCGGUGGAUGUCCCCAGUUCAAACCAGUGUAAUUCAGAGUCAACUGUAUAUUGUUAUAAAUGUGGUAAAUAAGGGAAGUGUUUAAAUUGGAAAUUGGUAGGUGCUUUGAGGAAGUUGACCCAGAGAGUUACCUGUGGGGGGACAGGGAAGGUGGCUACUUUACUACGGUGGUAAGUGUGAGCCUCACUGGGAAGCUGACCUCUGAGAGAUGUGUGGGACACAAGGAGUUGUUGAAGAGCACGUCUCAGAGAGUUCUUUCCAGGCAGGGGAACCUCCAGGCACACGCACUAGGGCAGGAACGUGUCCUUGUUCAAGGAAGGGUGAGAGGCCACUGUGGCUGGAGCAGAGAGCAUGUGAAAUGCGGUCAGAUGUCUAGACUUUAGGAUUAGAAGGCUUUUGAGUUUUCUCUGAGUGACAUGUGGAGUCACUAGAUGGUUUAGAUCAGAUGGUUCACGUCGUACUACUUGUCUUAGCAGCAUGUUUGCUGCUGUGCAGAAUCAGGAGGUGAAGGGCGGGAGACCAGUAAGGAGACUGUAGGAAGCCAGUGCAGUUUCCAGGAGGGGGGAAUGUUGAAUUUAUUUUGGGGUUUGAGGAGAGAAAAUAACAGGAAGUGACUGUACUCUUGUUAUUUUGAGUGUGUGUGUGUGUGUGUGUGUGUGUGUGUGUGUUCUGGAUACAUUUAAAGAUGAACUUUGCAUCAUGUCCUAAUGUAUUACUUCUGGGUUGUGAGAAGGAGGAAUCGAGGACAGCAUCCAAUACUUCAGACUGCAAGAAGAAAGGGGGGGUGUCUUCCAAUGAGACAGGGAAGAUUUUGGAAGUAGGACAUUCGGGGAAGUUGCAUCACAAGCACCCAAUUUAGGAAUGUCGAAUCUGAGAUUAUUAGAAAAGCAAGCAAAGAUCCAGCUGGAUAUAGAGUGCAGGGUGGGAAAAUAUCUAGGUUGGAGGAAUAGAUAUGGAGGUGACACCAAAUAAAUGAUGUUUAGAGCCUUCAGCAUAGAUGAGGUCACCAAGGGAUGAUGGCCAUAGAAGAGAAAGGAACAGGACCAAACCCUGGACCCCUCAGUGCUAAGCAAGCUGAUCAGAGCACACGCACAUACUGAACAGUUCUGGUUCUGCACUUGGAAGGCACACACUCCAGGGACACCCAGCCUUCAGUGUCCACUGGAAUUUCCUGGACUUAGGAAGAGCUAGACAACCUGGAGUAGAGCAUGAGAUUCUGGGUUUAUAACAAGUUUGGUGCUGCUUCUGGUCUUCAGAUCACACACUGAGCAGCAAGCACAUAAAGCAGGAUCCCACGUGGCUGUGCCUCAGCCUCUUCUGUGGGGCUUAUUAAGUAGUGAUUCCUGGGUCCACGCCCAACACUCUAACAGGGUAUGUGGAGAGAGGCCUGAGUGUUUUGUAAUGAACCCAAAAGCAAUCCUGGGGUUCCACCAGAUAGAGUUGCAGUGAAGUCACUGAUGAGAGCCCUCAUUGUGGGAAGGGGUCUUACAUCCACAUUUAAAUGUUGUUGUUUUUUCUAGGAAGAAAAAUGCAAGACCUGCUGGGAGAUACAUAUUUUCUCUCCCAGGGGGCAGAGCCGGGUGGCAGAUUUAGAAUGUGGUUAUCAGCUCAACAUAAAAUCUCUGAAAUAACAAGAGCGUAGAUCUUAAAUGUUUUCCCCACACAAAAGGAAAUGGUAACUAUGUGACACGGUGCAGGUCUUAGCUAUGGUUGUAAGCAUUUUGCAGCAUAGAAACGUAUCAAAUCAAGAGAUUGUAGCCUUAAACUGACACAAUGGUGUAUACCAGUUAUAUCUCAGCAAAACUGGUGAAAAAAAGUCUGAAAUCAUGCUCUCUAACGCUACUCCCUACAUCGACUUCUGCCUCUUUGUGUUACAUGUGCACAGUUACAGAGACUGGGAUGAGAGAAAGAGAAUGUGGGGCCUUGUUCUAUUUCAAGGAAAGUCACAAACCAGGCUUGAGUCUACACAGACAGGAACAGAACCCACAAUGGACCCGAGGGGGAGGCUCACAUAUAGCCAGGGCCCUGCUGCUGGGUAAAGGUGCCACCCUCACAACAGAGUCCCCUGACAUAGGACGCUGGAUCCGGAGGCUGAGACUGCUGUUGCUGCUGCCCCUUGCAACUAACUGCAUGACACCACUGUCACUCAAACACCUGUGCCAAAUGCCAUGUAGUGCGGUCUCAGCCUAUCUGUCCCAUGUCCUGAGAGAGAGUCUGGCAGGUGGUCACGUGACUGUGAAAUUUUAUGCCACAUCCAAUGGAAAACAUCCAAAGGCUGUUUGGCAAAAUGGGUUCUCGUCUCCAUGGUCUCUGCCCUCCAUCAGGAUUUUUAAACGUGGAAAUCUUUUAUGUGGGAAGAGGGUAUUAGUUCUGGGCAUGGCAACUGGGGACCAGGAAUGGAAAAAGAAUGACAAAUUGCAAUAUUUGGAACAGUGAUUUGAGACUACAACUUGAUAUGAUACAUUGUAAGCACUCAGGUCAGAUUAGAGGAAGGAGUGACUAAAAAAUGGCAUCUUUCAACUUUUCCCCUUGAUAGUUGUUAUGGGGUCCAGCUUUUGUCUACUCCAGUUCUACUCACAAGUAAGUAGAGUAGCACUUUCGGGUGAUGAAGUGAAUGUUCAAAAUGUCUUCUGCAGCCUUUGUCUCUUCCUAGGAUUACGUUACCCAGAUCUGUAACACUUCAGAUGAUCCUUAUAUAUACACUGACACUUCAUAUUUCUUUGUACAUGCCUGUAUUUCUGGGCAGAGUAUCCAAAAUUUACCAGGUUUUAUGUGACCCUCACAAAAGCCUGCAAAAUCAUUCCAGGUUAGACAUUGUGCUCCUCCACUUCUGGUCCACGAACAGCUAGUAAUCAAACUGUUUUUAGCAGAUCCAAUGACGAUAUACAGGCUUAUUUUUGUCUUGAUUGCCAGUCUGAGACAAGAUAAGGUCUCACUUUCAUUUCUGUCUCUAUCUGUUUGUGGGCUGAUGCACAUUCACAGACCAGCACUGGCUCACACAAGACACAGAUCACCACUGGUUUAGGUAGACUUGUAUUCUACCACCUCCUCUGGUGCUGGAUAAAUCUCAGAAAUGAAACAAUUGUGAAUGGGGAUCCUCUUCCAGUAACACAGUAGACUAAGUUUUAAAGCUGCCUCUUCUAGAAAAAUCUACAUUUUACCUGUGUGUCAAAAAAUGUACACAAAGAAUUGCACAAAGAAAAAGAGAAAUUGUAGCAUGAAAUGUAAAGUACAAACGGGAAUAGACUGUGAUUGAGCAACUUUAGAGAGAAUAGGUAGUAAAAAGAACGUGAUAAAACUUCAAUAUUGCACUCAUAGGACACAAAAUAUAACAUGACCAUGAUAUGAUGUAAAUAUAUAAACAUAUGUUAUGUGAAUGAAUAUUAUGUAUGUGACAUAAAGAAAAAAUGCUAGUAAAGAGAGACAGCAACAUUCUAUAGUGACAAAAGGGUCAAACUAUCAGAAGGAUGAAACAAUUCUGAAUAUAUUGUCACCUCAGCGCCAAAUACAUGAAAACAAAACAGACAGAAAUUAAGAAACAGGUAAUACAACUGUAAUAGUCAGAAACAAUAUAUCACUUUCCAUAAUGGAUAGAACAUCUAUGCAGAGAUCAAUAAACAUAAAGAAGGCUUGAGCCGUACUGUAAACCAAUAGCACAAAUCUGACAUUUAUUGAACAUUCCAGCCAUCAACACAAUACACAUUCUUUUCAAAUGCACGUGGAGAUUUGUUGAGGAUAAAUCAUAUAUAUUCUAUUAUAUAUGUGUGUGUGUGAGUGUGUGUGUGUGUGUGUGUGUGUGUGUGUGUGUCUGUAUACCACCUCUUCUUUAUCCAUUCAUCAGUCGAUGGACAUUCAAGCUCUCUCCAUCGUUUACCUCUUGUUGAUAAUGCUGCUAUAAAUAUUGGGGGGCAUGUACCCCUACAAAUACGUAUUUUUUACCCUUUGCAUAAAUACCUGGUAGUGCAAUUGCUGGAUCAUAGAGUAUUUCUAUUAUUAGUUUUCUGAGGAAUCUCCACACUAUUCUCCAGAGUGGCUACACCAGUUUACAUU